Molecule: messenger RNA, 1266 nt
Organism: Aspergillus pseudotamarii
Lineage: Eukaryota; Fungi; Ascomycota; Eurotiomycetes; Eurotiales; Aspergillaceae
Product: putative LaeA-like methyltransferase
Exons: 5
Coding region: 1-1266 (421 amino acids)
Source: RefSeq, a predicted model, not a curated record
AUGGUGGGCUUCGUGCACACUUUGUUGUUAAGGCUUUGGCAUCGACUUAGGAAGACCCUGGCCUGUAAGGGCUCGGUCUCUCCAGAUGACGAGGUGUACCUGCUUAAUCGCAGUCCCAAAGAAUCUGCCAGGCUCAAUGCCCAACAUAACUUUCUCGUCGACUUAAUUGGUGGUCGAUGCAUUCAUCCUGCCAUCCCUGUAGAGGAUAUCACGACUAUAGCAGACGUUGCAACGGGGACCGGGAUAUGGCUCUCGUCCCUCAUCACGGCCCUUAAAACACAUCCUACCAAUCGUCUCUAUCUCCAUGGCUUCGAUAUCUCCUCCGCCCAAUACCCAUUCUACAAGGAUAUUGCACCCACUCAUGAACUUCACCUCUCCACUUAUGAUAUGCGCAACCGGUUUCCCCCAGAGCAUAGAGGCCGAUAUGAUUUAGUACAUCUUCGGCUUCUCGUCGGUGCCCUUAAAGAAGAAGAUUAUCCUCAGUCGAUGCGUAACAUAUAUGAGCUUCUCAAACCAGGAGGCUACCUCCAAUGGGAUGACUGCGACACGACUGCGUUCUCCACCGCCGAAUCAUCGCCUGAUCCAUUCAUUCUCCGCAUGCAGGAGACUGUCGCGUCAGCAGCGGUGAACCUAGGGCUAUGUCCGACGGCGCCGGUGCUGAUCGAGAAGCUAGCCAAACUAGUGGGUUUCGAGGAUGUAUCCCGGCAGUCUUAUAAUACCAUUGAUAAGCCGUAUCUGCAUAAUUCCGCACGGGCAUGGCUGGUCCAGGUCUUGCGGUCAUUGCUACCGAAGUCGAUGCUAGGGACCGGAGAGGCAACGGACGAGAAAGAUGCCGUGGAACGGACCGAGCGGUUAGUAGAAGAGCUGGAGAGUCGCUGUCAGAAUGUUUUGCCGGUGGUGAAUCUGCAUGUUGUUCUUGGAAGGAAGCCUUUGAAAGAUGAGGCUGAGGAGGGAGAUGGUGAAGAAGGCGGAAAGGAAGAACUUGAGGAGAAAAGAGAUCCUGAUGACGAUGACGAUGCUGACAAAGAUAGUGAGGGUGAGGCAGUAGACGACCGGGAAGACAGUGAAGAGGACGAUGAAGAGGAGGAAGAGGAGGCGGAUAAUAAUUCCGACAGCGUUACUCUCACUAACGGAGAUGAUGUGGAAUGCUACGACGGUGAGGUGGUCAGCGCUUCUGAGGAAUGCGAUAGCUUGACGACAGAGGAAAAGACGUGGUUCAGGAAAAUGAAUCUCUCAUGGAGACCUCAGCCAACGACAACAGCAUAA